AUGGCUACCCAGACGAUGAAGGCUGUCAACUACCAGGGCCCGUUCAAGGUCAAGGUUGAGGAGAUUGAGCUCCCCAAGCUGGAGCAUCCUGACGAUGUCAUUGUCAAGGUUACCACCGCCGCCAUUUGCGGUUCCGACUUGCACAUGUACGAGGGCCGAACAGCAGCAGAACCCGGCAUCACAUUCGGCCAUGAGAACAUGGGCAUCGUCGAGCAGCUCGGCGAGGGUGUCACCCUGCUCAAGAAGGGCGACCGGGUCGUUAUGCCCUUCAAUGUCGCUGACGGCCGCUGCCGCAACUGCGAGGAGGGUCGCACUGCCUUCUGCACCGGCGUCAACCCCGGCUUUGCCGGAGGUGCUUACGGUUACGUCGCCAUGGGCCCUUAUCGAGGUGGCCAGGCUCAGUACGUCCGAGUUCCCUAUGCUGAUUUCAAUGCCCUAAAGCUCCCUGCUGGCAAGGAGCACGAGGCCGACUUUAUCCUUCUGGCUGACAUCUUUCCCACCGGCUGGCACGGCGUGGAAAUCUCUGGUUUCCAGCCCGGCGAGAGCGUCGCAGUCUUUGGCGCUGGCCCCGUCGGCCUCAUGGCCGCCUACUCUGCCGUCCUCCGCGGUGCCUCGCGCGUCUUUGUUGUCGACCGCGUUCCCGAGCGUCUUCAGGCUGCUGAGAAGAUUGGCUGCACGCCCAUCGACUUCACCAAGGGUGAUGCAGUUGACUUGAUCAUCCAGAGCAACGGCGGAGAAGAGGUUGAUCGAUCAGUGGAUGCUGUUGGAUACCAGGCUGUCGGUAAGAGCGGUAACACUGAGCAGCCCAACAUUGUGCUCGAGAACAUGAUUCGCGUGACGAGGGCUUGCGGCGGUCUCGGUAUUCCAGGACUCUACGUCCCCAGUGAUCCUGGCGCUUCAGACGAGGCCUCUGCCAAGGGUAUGAUCAGCCUGAGCUUUGGCAAGCUCUUCGAGAAGGGUCUCUCCCUUGGAACUGGCCAGUGCAAUGUCAAAUCUUACAACCGCUACCUGCGUGACCUAAUCAUCGCCGGCCGGGCCAAGCCCAGCUUCGUCGUAUCACACGAGAUCAACAUUGACGACGCCGAGGUGGCAUACGAAAAGUUUGAUAAGCGUAUUGAUGGGUACACCAAGGUGCUCAUUCACCCCAACGGUGGCUUUUAA
Messenger RNA from Fusarium keratoplasticum, 1161 nucleotides. RefSeq lists its product as uncharacterized. The transcript is spliced from 8 exons. Bases 1 to 1161 code for a protein of 386 amino acids. Gene Ontology annotation, molecular function: zinc ion binding; oxidoreductase activity. NCBI's taxonomy places the organism in Eukaryota, Fungi, Ascomycota, Sordariomycetes, Hypocreales, Nectriaceae. The record is from RefSeq and is a predicted model, not a curated record.